Arctia plantaginis is the source of this 1731-nucleotide messenger RNA. The record is from the annotation of a GenBank genome assembly. NCBI's taxonomy places the organism in Eukaryota, Metazoa, Arthropoda, Insecta, Lepidoptera, Erebidae.
AUGCCGCACGCGAACAACAUCAUCGACGCCGUCAAAAGAAUGGGCUCCAACCCGUUGAAGCUGCAUAUUCCAGAGGAAAAUAAGCCGACUAAUAAUGGUGCACAUUCUCCUCCAAUAAAUGGAACUCAUCCUUCGAAUGGGAAUGGACCUUUAUCACCGCCUAUAUUAGAUACAACUCCAAAGAAACCGCCUAAAGCUCCUCCGAGCAGGCCCAUCUUACCAGUAAAGAAAUCUAAAACGCUGCCUAUAGAUUUUGAUGAGAAAAUUCCGUCGAAGCCACCGACUACUCUUCUAAAUGGCAAAAAACUUUUUAUGGCGAAACCACUGAAAGAAGUUCACACCAUACCGCAGAACGGCGUUGAAAAUGGAAAACACUUAGUAAGUCGGUCUCCUGUCCCAUCUUAUAAACGAAGUAAUUCUUCUGCUUCCGUGGAGACGGGUUCCAUAGCGGAGCUUGCCCGUCGACAUGUACCUAGUUGCACAUUAUUAUCAAGAUCUCCAAGCCCACUCUCAUGUAGCAGUAUUCGAAGUUCUGCCAGCCAGUACUCGACAUGCAGCAGCAACGGGACUUACGUCCCACUAUCCCGUUCUUCGAGCAUGAACUCGACACUCUACAAUAGGACACCCACUCCAAGAAGGAUGUACCCACAAACCUGUGAUAAUUCUGAAAACGUAGAUUUAAAAGAGUUAAAGUCAAAAGAGCAAGCUCCUGUUGUUUUCGACGCUAACUUGUCAUUUAUCCUUGGCUGUAGCAAACAACCGCUCCGGCAACGAUUCAAACCAGUUGCAGCUCACAUGGAAGAUGGAACUUCUUCCAACUACUUGAGCAGCAAGAUUGAUAGCUUUUUGAAACGAACUGACCAUGUUAUGGAUGAGUGGCGAAGAUUAGGACACAAAGAUGAUUCUGCUAUGUUCAGUGAAAAUAAUCGAAGACUAGGCAGAUCUAAGUCUGCUACGAAUAUUAUGAUUAAGGGUUUCACAUUAUUCAGCCGGAAUGGGAGCAGAGCGAGCAGUGUAUGCCGAUCAAGUCGCGGUAUAUCGGAAGAUAGAACGACUGUUUCCGAAAUGGACGAGCUAUCAGAAGUAGGCGGUGAGCUAACUGAAGAGCGGGCGGCGGCUGGACUUGCAACUGAAAGAGCAGAUGCAGAAGCUGCAGAACGACUGCGAGUGGAGAGGGAUAACAGAGACUUGCUCGCUAACAACCAGAGAUUGCAACAAGCAUCCGAACGCCUCGAACUAGAGCUCCUCCACUGGCGUUCAGCCGACUCCGGUGGAGCCGAACCAUCAGACUCUGAAGGCUCGGAAGCAGAUGCUGCAGCAUCAGGAGAUAAAUACAAACGACGAUUCGAAAGAGCUCACCGGGAGCUGCAGCUACUCCGAGCUCAACUCCGCAGGCAACAUGAGGAUGAUCUAGAACAAUUAGUUACUGUGAAAAAGCAAUUGGAGAAAAAGGUGCAAGAUGCAUACGAGGAAGUGGAGGAACAGAGAGCAGUGGCUGCCCAAUGGAAACGAAAGCUGCAAAAGCUCACCAACGAUAUGGCAGACUUGCGAUCACUGCUUGACGAACAGACGUGUCGCAACAACCUGCUUGAAAAGCGGCAACGUAAGUUCGACAGUGAACUCCAAGCAGCACAGGAAGAGCUCAAACGGGAAAGAAGCGCCAAGGAACGACUGUCACGGGAACGAGAUCAGGCACACGCUGAAAAGUACGCCAUCGAACAGAGUCUCUCU